This is a messenger RNA of Mycotypha africana, 396 nucleotides long. Its product is annotated as NADH dehydrogenase 1 alpha subcomplex assembly factor 3. The transcript is spliced from 2 exons. Bases 1 to 396 code for a protein of 131 amino acids. Gene Ontology annotation, cellular component: mitochondrial inner membrane. Lineage: Eukaryota; Fungi; Mucoromycota; Mucoromycetes; Mucorales; Mycotyphaceae. The record is from RefSeq and is a predicted model, not a curated record. Gene Ontology annotation, biological process: mitochondrial respiratory chain complex I assembly.
AUGUUUGAUAGAGGAGCCAAUGUUGGUUUUGAGAUUAUCACAAAGAAAGGCUUUGUUUUAUCGAAUAAUAUAAAAGUCGAGCAACCUCUCAUCUUAAUAAACGGAACACCAUUUUUGUGGAGAACACCGCCUCGGUCAGAGAAUACACAUAUGCCUAUGAAAGAUUGGAGCUUGGAUGCCUUCAAAAUAUUUGAGUUGGUUUCGCCCAAACCCGAAUUGAUUAUGUUCGGCACAGGUAGAGAUAUGGCCCCUAUUCCAGAACAUAUUCGCCAAUUUUUUUUCAAACUGGGCAUCCAAGUUGAUCAAAUGAAUACAAAACAUGCAGCUGCAACGUACAAUGUGUUAGCGGAAGAAGGAAGGAGAGUAGCAGCGGCUUUAUUACCACUUGAUGAAUAA